Molecule: messenger RNA, 3219 nt
Organism: Closterium sp. Naga37s-1
Lineage: Eukaryota; Viridiplantae; Streptophyta; Zygnematophyceae; Desmidiales; Closteriaceae
Source: the annotation of a GenBank genome assembly
AUGCCGUUGCUGUACGACUGGUUCGCCAACCACCACCUCGUCUGGCCGUCGCUCUCGUGCAGGUGGGGUCCGUUGGUGGAGGACCGCACGCAUAAGUACAAGCGACGCCUCUACCUCUCCGAGCAGACGGACGGCACAAUGCCUAACACUCUUGUGGUCUCCAACGCGUAUGUUGUGAAACCUCGUGUUGCUGCCCCACGGGACAUCUGCCGGUUCAAGUACGACAGGCGAUCGCCCUUUGUGCGCAAGUUCAAAACGAUCGUGCAUCCGGGCGAGGUGAAUCGCAUCCGAGAGCUGGUGCAGAACCGCAACAUCAUAUUCACACACACCGACAGCCCCGACGUGCUCAUGUGGCACGUGGAACGGCAUCCCUUCUGCACUCCUUCCUUCAACACCCCCACCUCUACUCCUGACCUGAUCCUGGUGGGGCACACGGAGGAUGCGGAGUUUGCCAUGGCGACCAGCCCGGUGGCCCCGCUGGUGAUCAGCGGGGGCAAGGACCACAACGUGCUGCUUUGGAACGUGGCGGACCAUGUCACGUCGCUGCAGUCAUCUGCAGCCCUCCGCAAGCCCCACCCUGCUGCCAAGCCGAAAGCCAAGGCAGCUGCUGCUUCCUCCGCGCCUUCCCGCGCUGGCCCCUCUGCCCCCCUUUCCUCCCGCGCCCGUGCUGACUCCCCUGCCCGUAGCAGGGGGAGAGGCGGAGGCGGGGGAGUGGGUGGGGAUGGGGAUGGGGGAAGCGCGGCAGGGGAAGCUGAGAAGAAACGGAAGCGGGAGGAAGGUUUGGUGAAGGGAGAGGAAACGAAGGAAGGGGAGAAGGAGGAUGGUGGAGGGGAGGGGGAGAAGAGAGUCAGAGGAUCGGAGGGGGCUGAAGUGGGGAGCGGUAAGAAAGAGGAGAAAGAAGAGGAGGGAAAUGAGGGAGGGGCGGGCAAGCAGGAGGAGGCGAAAAGGGAGAAUGGGGAGAAGGAGGAGAAGCCGGAGGAAGAUACAGUGGAGGAGGGAGAGAAGAAGGGAGUGAAGAAAGAGGAGGGGAAAGAGAAGGGGGAGGAUGGGGAAGAGAAGGAAGGGGAGGAGAAAGAAAAUGAGGGGGAGGGAAAAGAGAAGGAGGGGGAGGGGAAAGAAAAGGAGGGUGAGGGAAAAGAGAAGGAAGAGGGUACGAAGGUAGAGGAGGAGUCUAAGGAGAAAGGUACUGAGGGAGAGGAGAAGGUUGUAGAAGGUGAAGGGAAAGCAGAGGAGGGGGCAGAGACGAAAGAAGAUGCAGAGGGGAAAAAAGGUUCAGAAGCGAAAGAGGAAGCAGAAGAAAAAGUGGAGGAAGAGGCAGGGAGCGAUGAUAAGACAGGGAAAGGUGAGGAGGAAUCUGAAGCAGUGAAGGCAGCCGAGACAGGGGAGAAGGAGAAGACAGAAAAGGAGGAGAAGGUAGAGGGGGACGUAGGGAGAGAGGAGGCGGGAAGGGGAGGGGAAUUGGCAGGGAGCAAGGAUGAAGAAGAAAAGAAAGAGGGUGGUGGUGAUGCUGAGAAACCUGCCUCCGCUGCUCCUGCUGGUGCGGAUGCAGAUAAACCUGCAGAGGCAGGAAAAGAGAGUGAGGGCAUGGAAUUGGAUAAGACAGGGGGAGAGGAGGGUGAGGGAGUGAGGAAGGGUGAUGCGGCAGAGAGUGAUAAGGCAGGUGGGAAGGAGGGUGCAGAAGGGAAGGAGGAUGGUCAGGCAGGGAAGGGUAACGCAGGGGGGGAUGAGGGCGUGGAAGCUGGGGACGAGAGUAAGGAGGUGGAAGAGGAGCAAGCGGUUGAGGAGAAGAAAGAGGGGGAGAGCAAGGAGGGAAGACCGAUCACAAAAAAAGAUGGAACAACUGACGGGGCACCAACGGGAAUGGUCAUUGACGAGGCAACUGGUGGUGGUGGUGGUGGUGGUGGUGGUGGUGGUGGUGCUCCUCCUGGCGAUGAUGAAGCAGAGGCGGAUGCAGACGGUGCAGGCAAGCCCACUGUUGCAACCCGAUCCUCCUCCCGCUCCCCUCCACUCAACCUCGGAUCCGCCGCGAAAUCCACCAGCCUGGCCCCCCGCGGGAUGUUCAAGGGCCACACAGCAACCGUAGAAGACGUGUGCUUCCACCCCUCGCACUCCCAGCAGUUCUGCUCCGUUGGCGACGACUCGAGACUGCUGCUGUGGGACGCACGGACUGGCGGAGAGAAGGGCCCGUGUCAGAGGGUGGAGAAAGCGCAUGAUAGUGACGUUCACUGUGUGGAUUGGAACGGGCGGAACGAGCAUAUGGUGGUGACGGGGGGUGCGGAUAAGAGCGUGAGGCUGUUUGAUGUGAGGAAGCUCGGGGGAGGGCCGGUGGGGAAGGCGGAGGGGGAGGCGAGGGGGAAGGCGGAGGGGGAGGCGAGGGGGAAGGCGAAGGCUACGCAUGCGUUCCGCGGAGGGCACCAGGCAGCUGUGCUGUCCGUGCAGUGGUGUCCCGACAGCCCCACUGUGUUUGCCAGCUGUGCAGAGGACGGGCUGGUCAACAUCUGGGACUGCUCCCUGUUGCAUGUGGAGGCGGUGAAGUCGUCUCGAGCUGACGGAGUGCCGCCUGGUCUGCUCUUCCAACACGUGGGCCACCAGGAUCGAGUGAUUGAGUUCCAGUGGGCACCAAAGGACCCAUGGACGUUUGCGAGUGUGUCAAGCAACGUGAACAAGCGAAGGGGAGGAGGCACGCUGCAGCUUCCCCCAUCUCCCGUCUCCGCGCAGUUGGACCUCCGCGCUCUAGACGGCGCGCAGUUGCACGUACAGGCGGGCGCACGGGGGGAAGCGGGGGCACAGGCGGACGGUCGGAGGGUGGAGGUGUGCCGGUUUGCGCCACCAGGGGCAGCGGCCGCGGGGCGAGGCGCAGCAGGGGGGAAGGGAUUUGUCUGGGGAGGCCAGCCAAUUACGGAGCUCGCACUCGUGUCAGACCCACUGCCCCGUGGGAAUCUGGUGGCGGUUCUGCCUGGCUGUGACGGCCGCCCUCCCAUAGUGCGGCCAAUCACUCGCUCCGUAACGUGUGUGUCUGCUGCUGCCGUGCCACAGCCUGAGUCCACUCCAACGCCCCCUCAAGAAUCUUUGUCUGCCAAGAAGAAAGGCAAGCAAAAGAAGCUUGCUGAUAAGGCGGAAGUACCACCGGUAGGAGAGAAGGGUGAGACUCCCAGAAUGAAGAAGAAAAAGCGGAAAUCAGAUGUUGAUGGAGAUGGUAGUGGUAAGAAGUCAAAAUAG